AUGGCGAGGGAGUCACUUGGAGAGUAUGUGAAGAACGGCGUGCUCGAACUGAAUGCUUCAGAUGACCGAGGUAUUGAUGUUGUGCGAAACAAAAUAAAGUCAUUCUGUCAAACGAAAGUCACUCUUCCUCCUAAGCGCCAAAAACUAAUAAUCCUCGACGAGGCUGAUUCAAUGACCGAGGGAGCGCAACAGGUACCGGAACUCCGCGUGGCUUUGCGGCGUAUAAUGGAGAACUAUAGUGAAACAACACGUUUCGCUCUGGCCUGCAAUCAGUCUGAUAAAAUUAUUGGUACGGUUAGCUAUGAUGACGAAGGGCUCAAUGCUCUCCUGUUCACGGCGCAGGGAGAUAUGCGACAGGCACUGAAUAAUCUGCAGUUUGCGAUGAACCACAUCCGCAACUAUGGCAAACAUGCUCUCACUGUGCGCCGAGCAGAAAUUCAAAGAGGCUGCCCAGAUUGUCCACGACUUCUACAAGAUAUCAUCUCAAACAUGUUCCGUGUAUCGAAAACUGUUCCUCUACCAGAGUUCGUGAAAAUGGAGUUCAUGAAGGAAAUUGGAUUAUGUCAUAUGCGGAUCAGCGAAGGGCUUUCGUCCCUGCUACAACUUUCCGGGCUGGUCGCUAGACUAUGUGCCAUCCAAGCGCACUGA
Molecule: messenger RNA, 648 nt
Organism: Ostertagia ostertagi
Lineage: Eukaryota; Metazoa; Nematoda; Chromadorea; Rhabditida; Trichostrongylidae
Source: the annotation of a GenBank genome assembly